Molecule: messenger RNA, 3607 nt
Organism: Chelonus insularis
Lineage: Eukaryota; Metazoa; Arthropoda; Insecta; Hymenoptera; Braconidae
Gene: trh
Product: trachealess
Exons: 14
Coding region: 330-3284 (984 amino acids)
Biological process (GO): regulation of transcription by RNA polymerase II
Molecular function (GO): protein dimerization activity; DNA-binding transcription factor activity, RNA polymerase II-specific; RNA polymerase II transcription regulatory region sequence-specific DNA binding
Source: RefSeq, a predicted model, not a curated record
CGGUCGCGUUCUUGUCGCGAAAGUCACCAUGAUACAGAUUAACUCACCUGGAUGACGUUCAUCAGGAACUCGGCUAUGAUGCAACGAGUCCUAGUGUGUAGUUGGCAUCGUUGAUGGGAGUGAUGUGAUAAGCUGGAUUGAAGGAAGAUAAUCAAGUGUUCCAAUAUCUAUUAAGUGAUAUUAGCUGUUGUAAUAAUAAUAAUAAUCAUCAUCAUAAUAAAGUGGUUGUAUUUAGUGAAGCAGUGUGGUGUGUGUGUGGAUUAAGAGGCUAAAUAAAGUCGUUUUCCAGUAGUUGGCAAAGCCACAAUUUCGUUGUGGAGGGGUGGUUGAUGCACAGGAGCAGCGGGGUCGCGAGCGGCGGUGGUCCUGGAACCGCCGCCGGACGCGGCCUCGAGCUCGAACAUCCACCGGCAAUGCCUACCGGUCCGACGGGUUUCCACUGGGGUGCUAUGAUAGCAGGACACCAUGCUGCUGCUGCUGCUGCCGGCAUGAUGCAGCCACCCUUGUCCACAGGGGCUGAUUAUAGUCUUGCUGCAGCUCAUGGAGCUACUCAUCCUGCCAUGCCUAUGGAUUUACAUGUGUCUCAAGGAUUCCCCUGUUACAGGUAUCGUGAUGAAGCUCUCUGCUGGACUGAUAGGAAGCCACCCAUGGACGAUUUGGGCAAUCCAACAUCUGUCAACGCACGAUUUGAGGAGAGGCACUACGCAUUUGAAAGUUUGUUGGAGAUGCGAAAAGAAAAAAGUAGAGAUGCAGCAAGAUCACGAAGAGGGAAAGAAAAUUUUGAAUUUUAUGAACUAGCAAAAAUGCUGCCCCUACCGGCUGCUAUCACUUCACAGUUAGAUAAGGCUUCUAUUAUAAGGCUGACAAUCUCUUACCUUAAGUUACGGGAAUUCUCUUCACAUGGGGACCCUCCAUGGAAUCGGGACUCACCGCCAUCUAAUAAAAUAGUUAAAAGUACCAAAAGAGCUAGGUUAUCAAGCACACCUUGUGCUGAAGAUAUAUUUGAGCAACAUCAAGGCACUCACAUUCUUCAGUCUUUAGAUGGAUUUGCAAUGGCUGUGGCUGCUGAUGGACGAUUUCUCUACAUUUCCGAAACAGUAUCAAUAUACCUUGGACUAUCUCAAGUAGAAAUGACUGGUUCAAGUGUAUUCGACUAUGUCCAUCAGCAAGAUCAUGCUGAAGUAGCUGAACAAUUAGGUUUAGGAUUAACUUGUUCAACAAAUUCUUCAUCAGGCCCACAAUCAUCAAGCUCAGGACUAGCUUCACCUAGUAGCGCAGCUUCAGAGGAGCAUGGAUCCAAUUCUACAGCUAAUCCUGAUGUUUCAUCUGUGAUGGCUUUGACAUCAACGGGACUUUACAAGGGUUAUGAUCGAGCUUUUUGUGUAAGAAUGAAAUCAACGUUGACGAAGAGAGGAUGUCAUUUCAAGUCUUCCGGAUAUCGAGUAGUCUUAUUGUUAUGUCGUCUAAGACCACAGUAUCCUUUUCAUCCUGCCAGGAAGUCUUCACCAACACUCAUGGGUAUGGUGGGAUUAGCUAUUGCAUUACCACCACCAAGUGUCCAUGAGAUUAGGCUUGAAGCUGAUAUGUUUGUAACUAGAAUUAAUUUUGACUUUCGGAUAGCACAUUGUGAGCCAAAAGUUUCGGAUUUACUCGAUUACACGCCUGAGGAAUUAACAGGGAAAAGUCUUUACGCAUUAUGUCAUGGAGAAGAUGCAAAUCGCCUACGGAAGUCACAUGUUGAUUUAAUUCAUAAAGGGCAAGUUUUAACGCAUUACUAUAGAUUGAUGAAUAAAAGUGGAGGAUACACAUGGCUUCAGACUUGUGCGACAGUAGUUUGUAAUUCCAAAAAUGCCGAAGAACAAAAUAUCAUAUGCGUAAAUUAUGUUAUCAGUGGGCGAGAAUAUGAAAAUUUAAUAAUGGAUUGCUGUCAACUUGAAGACGGAGUUUCAGGUGUAAAGAGAGAAGAUGCUACGGGCAAUGAUCCCGAAAAUGGAUCUCCUGAUGCAGAUCGAGGAGAAGGAAGAAGUAGUGGAGGACCAACAAAUCAACAUCCUGAAAAUCCACACCAUUCUCCACCAGAGGAUCGGGAAGAUAGUCGUACAUCGGAAGGAGAAACUCGUGGUGGUCGACAUCACGAUAAUACUUCACAAAUGCAACAAGAACCACAAGCAGGAGUUUCAACAAUUGGUAGUUUAUCUGUUAAAUCCUUAACUCGACAUAAACGAAAAUAUGCUCAAGAAGACGAAAGCUCUUCAGGAGAAGAAGAAGAUGAAGAAGAGGCUGUGAAAACUCCCCGUAAUCAUGCAUUAAGUCCAGCAUCAUCCAAUCAUUCGAUUCCUGCUAAUGAACAGGUUUUGAGACCACCAAGUCCUAAAGUAAGAAGGUCUGAAACUCGAGAACCAGAAGUAUCUGCAGGAACAUCAGUUAAAGACUUGGAACAGGCAAUGUCAAAACAUCUUCCCGGAGCAUCUUUGAAUAAACCUGAUUCUCCUGUUCUACAUCAACCAACAGAUUUUAGCACAGAUACUUUAUUAAAACAACAACAGCAAAGAUCAACAAUUCAAUGGAUUGGAGCACAUCAUCUUGGGCAUUUAAGUCCUCAACAGUCUAGCACAACGUCCCUGCCAGCAUCUGCUCUGCUUCGUCAGCUUUAUGCGAAUAGAGAAAGUGUAAUUAGAGCUAAUGUACAUGGAAUUACAUCAAGUUCGAAUAGAACAUCAUCGACAGGUAGUGGCUACUAUGCUGGGGAAGUACCUCAAGGUCCUCUACCAACACCUCCAGGUUCAGAAGGAUCAUCAACAUAUGGCGAGCAUCAAUUCGUUUUAGGUCACAAUCAAAAAUCAUCAUCAGCAGUAAGUGGAACAGAGCCAGCUUUUACCAGUCUCGUGUCCUCUUACUCGUCUGCUGGUGGUUAUGGUGUAGAAUAUCAUUCAGCAAUGACUCCACCAUCAUCCGUAUCUCCUCGUGAAAAACAACACCAUCAUCAACAGCAGCAACAACAACAACAACUUCAUUCAUCUAGUGUAGCAAGUUAUGAAGCUUCUGUUUAUGGAGAUCCUGUGUUACGUCAUCAGUAUGAACCUGCGCAACCGCUUCCUCUCAAACCUCAGGUUUACUCUGCUGCUGUUCAUCCAAGCCCGCUUGAUGCUGCAGCGGCUUAUGCAUCAGCAAGUCUUGGAGAACAAGCCCAAUUUUAUCAUCAUCCAGCAACUGGUGCAGGAUUUCAUCUUUAUCAUCCUAGUAAUAAAACUAAUGCUAACGGCUGGUACAGUUCAACAUCCUAGUAGUUAGGAUAUAAAUGGCAUGUACUUAACUGAGUAGAAACGAACCCAAAGUCUGUUAUUUCAGCAACAAAAAAAUUCCCUGAGUGCAUAUCAGCGACUGAUUUUUUUUCAAGUUAGAUGUGUAUUUUUUAUUAUAUUAUAAAAUUUUAUUUUUAAGAUAUUUUGUUAAAACAGAUUCUUCUAGUUAUAUCAAUUAAAAAUAACUUCAAUAAGAUUAAAAAUCUUAUUACAAGUUGUAAGGCAUAUUUUUAUUUAAAAGUUACUACAACUUGAAUAUCUUCUAGUAUAAAUAGUAGUACUCGAGCAAUAUCUGUUUUGUUGUU